This is a messenger RNA of Thrips palmi, 834 nucleotides long. Its product is annotated as diamine acetyltransferase 2-like. The record is from RefSeq and is a predicted model, not a curated record. Bases 122 to 700 code for a protein of 192 amino acids. The transcript is spliced from 5 exons. Gene Ontology annotation, molecular function: N-acetyltransferase activity. NCBI's taxonomy places the organism in Eukaryota, Metazoa, Arthropoda, Insecta, Thysanoptera, Thripidae.
GUAAAAAGACCGGCAUCUGAUACUUCCAUCUGUUUUGCUCGGGUGACACACAGAUACACUCUCACUCUCACAGACGUGAUAAUCCUCUCCGCAACAUGUUAUUUUUUGUCAACACAAUUUAAUGGCUAUGUUCGCGCAUUCCAGUCGAAUCGACGCAGGAUUUCUAACCGCGCGGCCUUCCUCUGUGCGGACCGCCAUGGCGACGCUGUCAGUUAGAGACGCCAGACGGGAGGACUGCAAGGAGGUGCGCCGUCUCAUUCAGGAACUAGCUGAUUUUGAAAAAAUGCCUGAUGGACCCCGAAUAGAUGAGAAAGAUCUAGAACGUGAUUCAUUUGAUGUUAAACCACCACUUUUCUACUGCUAUGUUGUGGAUGAUCCCAACGAUUCAUCAAAACUUAUUGGUUACGCUAUUUACUUCUAUGCGUAUGGCGCAUUGACUGGUCGUAAAAUGUACCUUGAGGACAUUUAUGUAACUGAGACUUUUAGAGGGAAAGGCGUUGGACACAUGUUAUUCCAGAAAGUUGUUCAGAAAGGAGUUGAGAUGAAAUGUGUUGACAUGGAUUUUGUUGUCUUGGACUGGAACCCAGCUCAAGAUUUCUACAAAGCAAGAGGAGCUCGUGACAUCACAGAAGAGGGAUCUUGGCAUCUUUAUCACCUGGGAAAUGACUGCCUAAAGACUCUCACAGGAAAAAGUAAAUAAUUGAGCUUUUCCUCUUCUUAAAAAAAAAUAAAAAAUUGAGGUAUAAAAAUUGUUCAUUGACUCUCUGUGAUAUUAUGCAUUAUGUGCUCUUUGAAUCAUGUGAAGAGGUAAAAAAAUAAAAGUGAAAUAUUGAA